This is a messenger RNA of Salvia miltiorrhiza (redroot sage), 1179 nucleotides long. RefSeq names its product truncated transcription factor CAULIFLOWER A-like. Gene Ontology annotation, biological process: positive regulation of transcription by RNA polymerase II. Gene Ontology annotation, cellular component: nucleus. Gene Ontology annotation, molecular function: RNA polymerase II cis-regulatory region sequence-specific DNA binding; DNA-binding transcription factor activity, RNA polymerase II-specific; protein dimerization activity. NCBI's taxonomy places the organism in Eukaryota, Viridiplantae, Streptophyta, Magnoliopsida, Lamiales, Lamiaceae. The transcript has 8 exons. The record is from RefSeq and is a predicted model, not a curated record. The coding region runs from base 241 to 987 and encodes 248 amino acids.
AAUCACAAUAAAUUAGGUUGCCCUAGGAAAAACAAAAAUGGUAAAAGAAGAGUGAGACAUAUAUUCCUCAUUUCUUAGAUUUCAUUUUCUUACCAUUGGAGUAAUAAUAGGUAGUAGAAGUAAAACUAGUUUCUUUAUCCGUGUAGGUAAAAAACAUACAUCUAUAUCUCAGGGUUUCCUUAUUUAGCUUUUAUUUCUGCAAUUGGCUUUUCCUGGGCUUCAAUUGAAAGAGAGAGAGAGAUGGGGAGAGGGAAAGUACAGCUGAGGAGGAUAGAGAACAAGAUCAACAGACAAGUGACUUUCUCGAAGAGGAGAGGUGGUUUGCUGAAGAAGGCGCAUGAGAUCUCUGUGCUCUGCGAUGCAGAAGUCGCCUUGAUUGUUUUCUCUCACAAGGGAAAGCUCUUUGAGUAUUCCACUGAUUCUUGCAUGGACAGGAUUCUGGAGAAGUAUGAGAGAUACUCAUUUGCGGAAAGACAACUAGUCGCCAACGAGCCUCAGUCGCCUGCUAAUUGGAACCUAGAACACAGCAAACUAAAGGCGAGAAUUGAACUCUUGCAGAGAAAUCAUAGGCACUAUAUGGGAGAAGAUCUUGACUCAAUGAACCUCAAAGAUAUUCAAAAUCUAGAGCAACAGCUGGACACUGCACUCAAGAACAUCCGAUCCAGAAAAAAUCAACUUUUGUUCGAUUCCAUCUCCGACUUGCAGCAGAAGGAAAAAGCAAUACAAGAGCAGAAUACCAUGCUUUCAAAGCAGAUCAAGGAGAAAGAACAGGAAAUGGCCCAGCAGCCAUGGGAUCAGCAACACCACAGCCACCGAGCACCGCAGCAUCCGCCUCCACCGCCGCCGUUCAUGAUGGCACCUCAAUUCCCUUGCUUGAACAUGGGAGGCGUGUACAACGAAGGAGAAGCAAUGGAGGCUAGAAGAAAUGAGCUUGAUCUCACUCUUGAUUCGCUCUACUCAUGCAAUCUCGGAUGCUUUGCUGCUUGAAGAAGCAUCCAACUCAUCAUUAAUUAGGGAACUAAUAAGCUUUCUGGUUUUUGUGUUUAUCACUUUUUAUUCCUACUACAUGUAUGGUCAUGAUACCUUUCAAUUAAUUUCUACUUGCGUGUGACUGUACAAGAUGAUUAAACCUCCCAAACUCGAUGUGAUGAAAUGUGUAAUAUUAAUUAAUUUCUGGUA